Molecule: messenger RNA, 879 nt
Organism: Amorphotheca resinae ATCC 22711
Lineage: Eukaryota; Fungi; Ascomycota; Leotiomycetes; Helotiales; Amorphothecaceae
Exons: 4
Coding region: 1-879 (292 amino acids)
Cellular component (GO): cytoskeleton
Molecular function (GO): actin filament binding
Source: RefSeq, a predicted model, not a curated record
AUGGCCCCCUCUGCAACGGAAGGUUUAUCCACGUCAAAGCCUAUCUACAGGAGCGGGGAUCCCAGCCUCACGAUUCCCGAAGACGUUCCAAAAGGCCCCCCUUCCUUUGAUGAUAAGUAUGAGGAACGCAAAUAUCUUAAACACCGGCUGGCUCUUGCGUUUCGGAUUUUUGCAAAAUUUGGAUUUUGCGAAGGAGUUUCUGGACAUAUAACACUGAGAGACCCUGUCCAUCCUCAGAACUUCUGGGUCAAUCCUUUUGGUCUCCAUUUCUCCCUAAUCACGGCCGACGAUCUCAUUCUUGUCAACCAUGACGGAAAAGUUAUUGAUGGAGGCAGGAACAGAUUCCUCAAUUAUGCUGCCUUCGCGAUCCAUUCAGAGAUCCAUGCUGCACGUCCGGAUGUAUUGUGUGCAGCACAUUCUCAUAGUCUUUAUGGCAGAGCCUUCUGUGCAACUGGUCGCACCUUGGAUCCGUUAACUCAAGAUGCUUGCAACUUCUACAACGAUCACGUUUUAUAUGAGAAUUUUGGCGGAGUUGUUCUUGCAUCUGAGGAAGGCAAGAAUAUUGCGAAAGCACUCGGGAGCAAGAGAGCUGCGCUGCUGGGGAACCACGGUUUACUCACAGUUGGAAAGUCAAUUGAGGAAGCGGUUGCAAUGUUUGUACUUCUGGAUAGAUGUUGCCAGGUCCAGCUCGCAGCUGAUGCAUCGGCGGCUGGUAGUGGUAAACCUUUGGUGAAAAUUGGCGAUAUAGAAGCCAAGGCAACGUGGGAAGCUAUUGGGACAAGUGCAUCAGGAUAUUUCCAGGGACUGCCUCUGUUCCAAAUUGUGGAGCACGAGCUUGGUGAAAGGACGUUCAUGGGAAGAGGCGUCGAACCUAUUUAG